Molecule: messenger RNA, 8453 nt
Organism: Lagopus muta (rock ptarmigan)
Lineage: Eukaryota; Metazoa; Chordata; Aves; Galliformes; Phasianidae
Gene: SFMBT1
Product: Scm like with four mbt domains 1
Exons: 21
Coding region: 703-3306 (867 amino acids)
Biological process (GO): regulation of DNA-templated transcription
Cellular component (GO): nucleus
Molecular function (GO): histone binding; transcription corepressor activity
Source: RefSeq, a predicted model, not a curated record
CAGCUCACAGCCGGUCCUGCUGCGCUCUGGAGUCAGUGGUCCUCUUGUUACACUGGCCAGUAGGAGACUGUUGCACUUACGUGUUGCUGCUCUUUGUAUGUGUUUGGCACAGGUCCCAGGAGAGAUUGCCCACGCUCACCAUUCCAAACCAGACCCAGCACGGUAAGCCAAAGGGAGAGGAGUUACCUUCAGUAAGAUAAAGGAGAGGUGGCCCAAGGAGAAACGUUAAUGUCACCAAACUGACUUUAUCUUGUAUCCUAGGCAACAAGUGGGAUGGCCAGGCUGAAAAACCAUUGCCUUCUCUAGUGGAAGAGACGGUGCUGUGUGCCAGGAGCCCUGGGGCCACCUGGCUGUGGUGUUGUGGGUGUUCCCAGCUCCUGGGCGAGGCGUCCUUGGUGGUGCUGUGGGUCAGCAGAGGGCAGUCCUGCUUGGCAAGAGCUGAGAGCCUGGAGGUGAACAUGGCUGUGCAUGCUAGUGCAAGGCCGAGGGUGUCCUGCAGCUGGGGCUUGUUGCUGAGACAGUCCUGUUGUGGUGGAUUUGGCAUCUUCAGUGUAACAUAUGGUGUAUUUUCCAGGAUCCCUUCAUGAAUGUCCUGGCUGCCAGCAGGGUUUAAAGUGGGAGGCAACUCAUGACCACUAAACUGUGACAGUUUUGGAUUCUCCUGCUUCUGGCUACUUGGAAUAACAUUGGGCUGCUGUGGAGAUGAAUGGAGAACAGCGGCAUGAUGCAGAUGCUGGUUCUGGUGUGGAAGACAUGGAAUUCAGUUGGGAUGAGUAUCUAGAAGACACAGGAGCGGUUGCAGCCCCUCAUGGGUCUUUUAAACAUGUGGACACAAGUUUGCAGAAUGGUUUUGCACCUGGUAUGAAGCUGGAGGUUGCUGUCAAGUCUGACCAAAACACCUACUGGGUGGCCACCAUCAUUACUACCUGCGGGCAGCUGCUCCUGUUGCGCUACGAUGGUUACGGGGAGGAUCGCAAGGCUGACUUCUGGUGUGACAUCAUGACAGCUGAUUUGCACCCCAUCGGCUGGUGUGAGCAGAACGAGAAGGUUCUCAAAGUGCCUGAAGGUAUCAAAGACAAGAUACCUGACCAGGAGGAAUUCCUUCAGCAAGUGCUGAAAGGAGCAUGCAGUGCCCCUGCUAACCUGCUGGAGGGGCUUCACAGAGGGAAAAAUCCAUUGGAUCUCAUUGCACCAGGCUCCCGACUGGAGCUCCAGAACUCCCGGGAUGCCCUGGAGGCCUGGAUUGUCACUGUGGUAGAAAAUGUUGGUGGGAGACUCAAGUUGCGAUACGAAGGGCUGGAGGAUUCUGACAAGUUUGACCAGUGGGUCUUCUACUUGGAUCCUUUCCUUCAUCAAGUGGGAUGGGCGAACCAGAAUGGAUAUAACCUGCAACCGCCUUUAGCCAUUAGGUCUUUGAAAAGUGAAGCAGAUUGGCAAGAAAUCCUGAAGAAGGUAAAAGAGGAGGAAGAAGAGUCAUCAGUUCCUACAGAUCUCUUUAAGGAUAAACCUGUGAUUGGAGUGCAUUCAUUCUCUGAAGGCAUGAAGUUAGAAGCUGUGGACCCAUCGGCUCCCUUUGUAAUCUCUCCUGCCACAGUUCUCAAGGUGUACAAUGAGAAAUAUUUCAUGAUAGAAAUUGAUGACUUGAGGCCAGAGCGUGCAACCAGCCAGUCUUACAUUUGCCAUGUCAACAGUGCUGGGAUUUUUCCGGUGCAGUGGAGUCUGAAGAACGGCGUGCAUCUCAGUGCCCCGCCAGGUUAUCCUGGGCAGGACUUUGAUUGGGCAGACUACCUCAAACAAUGUGGUGCUGAGGCAGCUCCCCAGGGCUGCUUCCCUUCGUUAACUUCUGACCAUGGAUUUAAGGAGAAUAUGAAACUUGAGGCUGUGAACCCAGUUGAUCCAGAGGAAGUUUGCAUUGCUACAGUCACCAAGUUGAGAGAUUCCUACCUCUGGCUUCAGCUGGAGGGCUCCAAGAAGCCCAUCCCUGACUGCAUAGUGAGUGUGGAAUCGAUGAAUAUAUUUCCAGUGGGCUGGUGUGAGACGAAUGGAUAUCAGCUCAGACCUCCUUGCAAAGCAAUAGUAAAUAAACAGAAAAAGAUUGCAGUAGUUCAACCAGAGAAGCAAAUUUUGUCUUCAAGGACAGUUCAUGAUGGACUAAAGAACCAGGAACUGAACUCCUCAGAUUCAGUGGUAAUUAAUGGAAAGUAUUGCUGCCCAAAGAUCUACUUCAACCACCGGUGCUUCUCAGGGCCUUACCUUAACAAGGGCAGGAUUGCAGAGCUUCCUCAGUCUGUGGGACCUGGGAACUGUGUUCUCGUUCUGAAAGAGGUUCUCACUUUAUUGAUCAAUGCAGCGUACAAACCCAGCCGUGUCCUGCGAGAGCUGCAGUUGGAUGAAGAAGCUGCAUGGCAUGGGCAUGGAGAGACCCUAAAAGCCAAGUACAAAGGGAAGAGCUACCGUGCAACUGUGGAAGUUGUGAGGACAGCAGAUCGAGUGGCAGAUUUCUGCAGGAAAACAUGCAUCAAGCUGGAAUGUUGUCCGAACCUUUUUGGCCCUCAGAUGGUGCUGGAUAAGUGUUCAGAGAACUGCUCUGUCCUGACAAAGACUAAAUACACACACUAUUAUGGAAAGCGGAAAAACAAGCGGAUAGGUAGGCCUCCGGGUGGCCACAGUAACUUGGAAGUAGCCAUGAAGAAACCAAAUAAAAGACGGAAGAAACGAAAACAUUUUUUUGUUCAUAAGAAAAAACGUUCUUCUACUUCAGUGGAUAACACUCCAGCUGGAUCUCCCCAGGGCAGUGGAGGAGAAGAGGAGGAUGACCAGGAUGAGGUAGAUGAAGAAUCUCUGAGUGAGGAUAGUACAUCCGAGCAGCAAGAUGAACUGCUUGAGGAAUCAGAGGUAUCAGAGAAAAAAUCACUGUCAUCCUCUCCUACACAGAGUGAGCUGUCUCAUUCUCUGACUCAGGACCAAGACAAGAGGAAGAGGAAGCUUAGGACCUUUUCUUUUUCCGAUGAUGAAAAUAAGCCUCCUUCGCCCAAGGAAAUAAAGAUUGAAGUUGCCGAAAAGCUGCAGCUGGACAGCAACCCUCUGGAAUGGAGCGUGGCUGACGUCGUGCGAUUCCUCAAAUCCACUGACUGUGCACCGCUGGCAAGAAUUUUCCUCGACCAGGAAAUUGACGGCCAGGCACUGCUGCUGCUGACCCUGCCGACCGUUCAGGAGUGUAUGGACUUGAAACUUGGGCCAGCUAUUAAACUUUGCCAUCACAUUGAAAGGGUUAAACUUGCUUUUUACCAGCAGUUCGCUAACUGAGAAGCAGUCAAGUUGAAGCAGACCUUUGAAGCACAACCAUGCUCCUUUCUCUCUAUCAAGGAAAGCCAAAUAAAGCUGAACUGGCAACCCAGGAGCAUGAGUCAACCUCCAUUUUUCACUUUGGAGAAAAGACAACAUCUGGAGGAAAAUGCCAGUGCAAAAACAGGGGCUACUCUACCAGCUGCCAGCUUGGGAACACAAUAGUCUCUUACUCUAUGGUUCCCUUUUUUUAAUGUAUUUUUUAAUGGUUACAGAAAAGUCUCCUCUGGUGGGAAGUGACAUUUCAAUAGUUCUGUUGGCACAGAACUUUAAAAGGAGAAACGAAUCCUGUUUACGUUCGCAUGCAGGCUGCCAGAAAUAACCUUUCUAUAUUCCUGGUGAUUCGCAGAAUCUCCAUCCCUCCCCAUGGACGGACACUUGCUUUACCACAGCACUGGCUUUGGAAUGUGCUUGGUGCACAUUCGUUUGUUAAUGUGGAGUAUUUUGAUGAAUUUGUUCGUUGUUAGGACAGCGAUGUGACCACAAGGUUCUGAAUGUACAGUAUAGCAAGAGUGAGAUUUGUUUCUUGUUUUGUUUAGGGUUUUUUUUUGUCUCUGUUCUUGGGUUUUUGUUUUGUCUUUGUUUUGAUUUUACUACCUCUGUGGCCUGAACAGUAGAAAUGAUGAGCUAGAAAGGGAGGGAACUACUUGUGGAUAACCCAUAGGUAGCUGCACAGCAGUCUCUCUUCUGUAGGCAUGUCAGAAAUACAAAGCAGUAUAAGCAUACAGAGCUUCUGUUCCAGAGCUUAAAUGGAAACCUGUGCAGGCUGAACUUGGGUGUUACUUAAUUCUGAGGUGUCAGAAAAUAAUUAUUUUGCACUUCUCUUACAGAUGGACUGUGGUGGGGGUGGGGGGGAAGGGGUGGAAAGGAAGGAAAGAGAAAGUGCCUCUGCAUUUUCUUUUAUUCUGGUUUUCAGAUAAAAGAUAUUUUCUUUAUUUUGCCCUUCACAAUUCUGUGAAGUUGUUUCCCUUUUCUUAAGGAAUUGGGCCCUGUACACAGAGCCUGUCAGCAGCUUUUUGCUUUGUUACCUGUGCAUCCUCUUGGAGAACACACUAAGAGAACUGCGAUCAGUGAGGACUGCAGCAUAGCUCUGUGCCAGUGUUUGCAUACUGGAAACUAUCUUAAAGCAUGACUUUGUAUUUUUACCUACUUACAGCUACUCAGGAGCACACUUGACAACAAUGUGGGGGUUUGGGAAGGGCUUUUUGAUCUUUUUCUAGAGAAAAGAAAAAGGACCUGAGGGGCAUCUAUUUGUAGACCCACAGUAGGAUGAACUGCUGAUUUUAAUUUUAGGCAUUAAACACACUCAGCCACUUGCUGUGGACCUGUGCUUCACGCCUAAACUAAGAGGGCUUAACUUACUUUCCAUUGAAGAUGUGAGGAAUUUGCAUCAGGCUUGAGAUCUGCUUCACAUAAGGAUUAGGUUUCCAGUGCUUUGCAUUCAUUUUCUUUGCCUGUUCUCAGCAGUAUGUGGAGGAGCAUGGGCAGGAGCUUCGUGAAGUCGGGAGCAUGCAGCCCUGAUCCUUUCUCCUGUUCAUUUACCUUUUCAAAUACAGACCCUGGCAUACUAAGACAGUCGAGGCAGGAAGGUGCUUACUGCAGGGUCUUUAGGUUCUGUGCUAGCUUCUGUGUGGUUACUCUGAUCAGUGGAUGAAUUCAAGCUUCUCUAGGGCCCAAAAUGAUAGGUUAUUCUGGUGCUGGGAGCUGUAGAUUCAUUGAAGAGGUCAUCAGUCAUCUGUAAACGAAGAGCUGUAAACGAGGAGCUGAGUUUGCACAGUCUGUAUCCACCACACACGUUGAGGGGAUUGACGACCAAUGAAAACUGUUUUGAGUAAGCAAAACUGCAUGACUGAUUCUGAUUUCUUUUGCUGUGAGCCCCUUAGAAUAACUACCUCACUGAGGCAGAACUACUUACAGAAGUGCUACAAUCAGAAUUUUUUUUCCAUGCAACAAGCUAAAUUGAAAACAAAAUGUCCCUUUUUCUUCCCUGCACCAAGUGUGUGGGCAAUGAAAGGAUGCUUUGGCUCUUUUUGUGAUCCUCCUUGCCCCAUUCCCUUAGUGUAAGCUCAGUAAGAACUAAUUACACCGGACAAGUUUUUUGAAAGAAACCUUGUUGCUUUGCUGUCAGCAUCUUGUCUUGAGAAAUUUGACCAGCAGAGAGAACUUCUGGGCUGAAAGAUGAUGCUUUUGUCAUUCUUCAGGGAUUCCAGAACUCUCCUGUGUUGUUAAAGAAGCUGGUACCCAGCAGGUUUACUUGCAUAGCCAAGAGAUGUUACUCCCAGAUAGAUGUCCUUCAGAGCAGCUGUCAGGAGAGAACAGAGCUUAAAGGAUAACUUAGUGAGCCUGUUCACGUGGCACCGAGGGUAUAAAUACAAAAGUCAUACUUCUUUUAUUCAGCAGAUAGCAGUCAGUUUCAGAGGAUAGGGAGAGACUUACUGGUCACCUUUGGCAUGUUUUAUAGGCUGGAUUUUUCUGCCUUGUUUUGGGAGGCACUGACAGUCUGGUCCCAAUGGGAUCUGUUUUUGUUGUGAUUUUCAAAAGGGAUGUUUUCAUUAUUUGUGAAAUGUUUUUAUGCUGCACACGGGUACUGUACACUCUGUUUCCUGGAAGAAGGUGCACUCUUUUACUGCUGGAUUUUAAAGGGAUACCUGGGGCAUCUUGAUGGAUGGUGUUUCUACACAACCGUUUCAAGUUUUUUCUCUCUCUCUCUCUGUGGCAGACAAUACAACUGCCCUUAUAUUUGUUCCUCUUGCAGCAAUAUGACUUCAAUCAGCUCACAUUCUGCUGUUUUUCUUCAAAACUGAGUUUUUGGGUAGCUCGAUGCCUGAAUCCUUGGCUUCAGGAUUAUAUCUGUGUUUUACCAGCAGAAAUUGCUGGGACUUCAGUAAUUCAGAUUGGCUUCAGAGGUUUGUGCUGUCCUCUACCAUUUCCAUUCAUCACAAAACAUGACGAAGCUGAAGUCCAGGAGGGAAGCGGCGGUACCUCGCAGAUGGCUUCAUUACAAGAAGAGGAGCCCUCUGCUGGGCCUCGUGUACUGUUUAUAUAGAUGGUAAACGGAGAUGCUGCUUAACUGACCCACUGACGGCUUAUACUCUUGUCUGUCUGAUUUUUGUAUGCAUUGUCCAGCCUUGGUUUGCACAUCAUAGCUUUAGAAACCUGAUGGUGCCUCUGCGUCACACUCGUACUGUGCUAAGCUUAGCUUCACUGGCAGCAACAUUUUGCUGUUGUGUUUCUGCAGUGUGCAGAAUCAGCACAAGGAACCCAUAAGAGAAAUAUCUGACCUCUAAAAAUGUCAUGCAAGGUUAAUGUGGUAGAAUGAUCCCCAAAGGCGUGAGCAGCUUGCUGUUCACCUUAUGCUGAAAGUGACCCUUCCAGAAGAGGGGAGGUGCAGCACCAAGCCCUUCUGCAAGUUGCUCUUUGAGAAAGGCAGAAGGAAAAGGAAAUUCAUUGUGUUGUGUGGAACACCGGGGAUGUCUGAAGUUUCUCCUGGGACUGAGUACAGAGUUCAGAGUGCUUAGGAUUACUUUUUCCUUCACAACUUUCAGCAUUAUUUUGUUGUUGCUUUAAACUUUGCUAGGGUUUAUUCUUGAUUCUAACGAUGCUUUAAAGGAGGAAGGAAGUAUUUAGCUGCUAAGUCCACAGAAGUAUAAAUGCAUUUACAGUAGAUUGGACUGAGCACUCCAUUCUUCUGUUUGGAGUACAAAAAUGUGGCAAAAGGAGAGGUGGCUCGGGAGAUUUUUGAAUGUAACUGAAUAGGCUUCAGAACUGUCAAACUCAGAUUGCAGACUGAAUACUUUUGAACCAAACUUGUUGCUAGAGAAGAGGUUCUCAGAUGAAGUAGCCUCACCAGAAAGCCAAAAAUAUGAUGAUCCUAUAUAAAGCUACUCCUUAACCAGACCUGUCAGUGGUUACUGCCUACUGAGAGCUCAAAUUGUUGAACAACAAGCAAGCACAAAGACAGGCUCUGUCAGGAGGCUUCACACGUUGGCUGAAGGCUCCAUUUUAAAGGGAUUGUGUGCUGAACCACCUUUCAGGAUGCUGCUGAACUUGCCCAUGCAUGCAUGUAGCCUUGUUUUCAAAGGCAGCCUUAUGGGUGAAGGACUGGAAGGGGACUUGAGAACAUCUGGUGCAGCAAGCCUCUCUACUGUUAUGGGCGUGUUUGGUUUUUUUAAAUGAUGACAAGAAUCCGUAUGAAAUCUAGUGAAAACAACUCACGUUUAGUGGCACUUUGUCCCCAUGGUCAUUUCUCGCUUCUUCAGAGUUGCAUCUCUUGUCCUGAAAUGCACCGGACAAUAAAGAUGGAUUUUUUGAUGGGAAGACAAAGUUCCCAUUAGGUGCAAAGCCAGCGGUGUCUGGCUCAGCUUUAAGCCAUGGGAGCGAGCAGGUCUUGCACUGACAAAACUCAUCCUGACGGCACAGCGGCGGGCGCGCAGCCUGCACAAGUCCUCCAGCAUCGCACAGUUGAAGAGGAACAGCCUGCUGCUCCGGUCACGCUCAACGUGUGUGAAUGAACAAUGAAUUCCGGGCACAAACGUUUCUUGCCCACUCCCCAAAAGUUGUUGAACACCAGUUUCCAAGAAACCUUGUGGAAAAAUAAUUUUUUCUGGAGGCUUCACGUUUCUCCACACCUGUUUGAUUCCUUUUAUUAUUAUUAUUUCUGUUUAAAAUAAAUUAAAAAAUAAUCUUUGUAGACAAUCAGAGGCCUUUGGGGAGACUUGGCCCUAAGGGGAACCUGCUCUCCACACCUGGGCCUGUUUCUUAUACUAACUCAUCGGAACUGAUGCACUUUUCCUGUAUUUCGCCUUUUUUAAUUAGCUGCUUAUUCUUAAACAAAGAUUUAAAUGCGUAUUGUGUCGUGUCCCUUCUGCUUCUUGUUUUAUCCUUAACUUUUAAAUAUAUAUAAAUAUAUAUAUAUAUAUAUAUGCAGUGAGACUGAAAUACUAAAUGGAAGAGAAACAGGAACAAGAAGAUGCGCGUAUGAAGUCCCACCAUUGUCGGAGCAGGUGUAACAAUUUAAUCAGAGGCUUUUUUAAAAAAUAUUUUGGAUGGCUAUUUUGCUUGUUUUGUCUGUAAAUAAUGUACAUAGGUUUGUGGUAUAUGACGGUUUU